AUUUUUUGUUUACAUCGAGUGCAGAAUUUUCACAUCAUUGAAAAUUAUUAAUUAUUUAGUGUUAAACGAUGGAUAAGCUAACAUUUCAGAAAGCAAUCGAUAAAUUAAAGAACACAGAAUGCAGCUCAAAAGAAAAAAUUCAGAAAUUUGACCAAAUUUAUCAGUCACUAAGCUCAUUAAUCAACAACUCGAAUUACUGUACGUAUUUAAAGAAUGCUAUACAAGUAUUACUGCUGUUCUGCGAGGAUAAUGACUCAAAUGUCAGGAUUAGUGCUGAAGAAAAUCUCAACAGAAUUAUCAGAAAUUGUGAGAAAAAUCAUCAAUUUACGAUAAUAUUGAUUGAACUAUAUCAUGAAAUAAAGAAAAACGGAAAUGAACGAUCGCUGAGGAUUUGUCUGAAUUUAUUUUCACAUUAUUGUCAUCAUAUUAAGCACAGGAAGAGAAAAGUUUAUGCACAAAAUCUAGUUCCCUGUAUGCUGGAAAUAGGCAAAAGAAGAGAAUCAUUAGUGAUUGAGACAUUUGUGGACUUUAUUAAGGCAUUCUCAAUGAAUUUACUCAAUUGUCUUAGCGAUUAUGAAGUCAUAAAAGUAACGGAAUUGUUUAUUGACAAUUUGUCUGUUGAAUGUGCAAUUAAAAGAAGGUGUGCCGCACAAAAUAUUGUGACUAUCUUGGAAUAUUCAAGCAAAAAGGUCUUUGUUCUUAAAACUGUCGUAAUUAGAGCACAGGAGAAUUUAUCAAAAAAUCAUCAGAAUAAUAAUCCAGUUCUUGGAACUUUAGGAUUAUUGCGACUACUUGUGCCUCAUUUAAUUGAUUCCAAUGAUCAAUAUCAGAAAGUUAUUGAAAUUCUUGAGACAUGCUUGAAUUUCCUUAAAAAUGAAACAAAUCAUUCCUUAAUUAACGCUAAUUUGGAAGUUGUUAAUUCAAUUCUAGUUUCCAGUAUAUCCAAAAGUGAAAUGAAAGAGAUUCUUUGUGAUGAUGACAAAAUGGUUCAUAAAGAAAUGCUUUUAUCAAGACGUACAGCUAUUUUAUCUUCAUCCUAUGAAUCAAGGAAGUCUAGUGCUGAAACAAUAAAAAUGCAAGAUAGUUUUCUUCAAGUUCCACAUUAUUCUAUGCAGUCUACGCCUAAUAAAUCAAUAGGAGAUUUUAGUGACGUUGAAGGUGAUUCUUUUAAAUCUACUGAUUUUGAUGCUAAUGUUCCUACAUCCUCGUCGCCAAACGCUUUUAAAAAUGUCAUUGGAGCUGCUGAAACUAUGUCUAUUAAAUCAACAGACUCGAUUAAUUCAUUUUUCAAUACAAUACUGACACAUUCGAACACAGAUGCAGUCACAAAGUUCUUCAGGAAGUCCUCAACUGACUCGCCAGUACAUCAAUCAAAAAUGAGCGAAAGUGCGGAUGAAAAAUCACUGGAUCUAUCUUUAACUAAUUUAAAAGAUGACAGCAUUGAAGUUUUUGAUUCUCAAACCUUACCAGAAACUGGAGAAAUGGCAAUAGAGGAUGAUACUUUAGAAUUGACAGUAGAUACAACAGAAACAGCAUGCAUGGAUGCAAAAGAGCUUUUUAUUGGCUCCUUAUACGAUCAAUGUGUAGUUGAUUAUAUAGUACGUUUAAUCUCAUCAAAAUUCUUACUUGAUGGACUUCCAAAAGCGUUAAUUAGUGACCAAAUUAUUCGCGUUUCAAUUAAAAAUCUCGCAUUAUCUGUGAUUAGUGUUUGUGUGGAACUUAAAAAGGAUGUGCUGUUAUUGAAAUUAUCAAAAGACUUUACCGACGAGUCAAUGAUGGUUGAGAGCUUGUUAAGCUUUUUAAUUGAUGAAGAUAUUCGAUUAGAGGAUGAAGAUAAUAAGAAGACGAAAAGUAAUCCUCAUUUGGAAGUAGCACAAGCGACUUCCAGUGAACAGCCUCAAAGCUUCCUAGAAAUUAAGGAUGAUCAUUUUGGGGAGUGCACAACAGCAACAUUCCUAGACUAUUUUUCACCAUUAAAUAAUAAUCUAGAUGAUCAAGGAUUAAUAUCAUUAAAGAAUCGCAUGUACGAGGAAAAAACUAAGGAUCGUGAUGAAAGUACUAAGAAAAUUAAUCGAGAAUUGUGUCAGUUAUUGUCUAGAUCUGAAGGAAGCGAUUCAAAGAAAUUAACUCCAAUGAUGGAAACGACUUUAAAAUUGCCGGAAGAUAAAGAUUGUCAAUAUAUUGUAGAUAUUCUUUUAUAUGCUGCACACGGAGAUCCAGUAUUAAGAGCUAAUGUCUAUACAAUCAUUGGCAAUUUUAUUAAAUCUGUUCUAGAAAGAAAUCUCGAUUAUAACAAAGUUAUAAGCAGAAAUGAGUAUGUGCGACAUUCCUUAAAAUUUAGCACUCUUAUCGACCAUUUACUGAAUGGAAUUCGAGAUGAGAUUAAUUCAGUUGUGAAACAAACUCUUGUGGCUUGGGAAAAUUGUAUAAAUCUCAUGCUAGCUGUGAUGAAUGAAUCAGAAAUUGAGAAUGUACUGAAUAAGUUGUUGAUGACUUCAUAUAACAAAUAUUGGCUGGUUCAAUGCAAGUACUGUGAUGUGAUAACUAAAAUUAAUAUUGAAAUGCUGGGAAGUGUAAUUGGUGUGGAUCGGGCUGAUUCGUAUGAGAAAUUAAUUCGUCAACAAUUGUUCAUUCUGAUCAAGGAUAAUGAUUUUCGCGUGAGAAAUCAUUCAAGUGAGUCAUUGUCAGACUGGAUUUUAUAUCUGACUGAACAUCGAGAGUAUAGUCAGCAAAAUGAGGACAAAAGCUCAUUAAAGCAGUUUGUGGAGCAAAAUUUAAUAAAGUCUGAAGCACUCAUCAUCAAUUUAUCCAAUGAUCAUAAUCCAUACGUAGAACUGAAGCUUUCAACAGUCCUUUAUGAACUGAGUAACUUAUUAAUGGAGAUAAAAGACAAGAAUCAGCAGUUUGGAACGAUUUAUGCAAUUAAAGUUAUGAUUAGAAAAUUCAGUCCAUCAAGUUACGGAGCAGUUUGGAAGGAAUUUAAUAUCCUUAACAUUCUUUUGAGCUUUAUAAAUAAGAAUCCAGGCAUAGCUCUCGAUAUCUCGUGUCAAUGUGAUAUGUUAGAAUUCAUAUCGUCCUUAAUAGCUGUCGAAUGCUUAAAUACAGGAAAUGUUAAGGACAGCAACAACGAAUUCAUCAAGCAUUUAAUGAAAAUUCUCAACAUUUAUACGCAUUUAAUUAGUAACAUGAAAUUAGUCAUUAUCCCCAAGACUAUGGGCGAUCUCUUCAUAUCAACUAAGGAACAUCCAUUUGUUAAUAAUUAUGGACAUUUCAGCAGUGAUCAUUUCUACUUAAAAUUCUAUUUAGUACUGAAAAGCUCGUAUGACUCAUAUCGAAUGACUAUUAAUCCUGAAGCUGAAGUUAAGCUUAGACAAUUGCUGCAUUUUGUAAUGUUAAAUCUACAGAUAUUAUUGGAAUCAAGGUUAAUGGUUAAAACUGAUAAUGAACUGAUUGAGGAAAUUGUUGGAUAUUUAAAUCAUCUUAUUGGAUUCCAACCUAAAGAUUCUAUAAUGACGACUAAAGUGCUACUUAAAUUCUUAUUUCAAAGGAACUUUCACAAUAGAAAAAGUGAUAUCGAUGAAGUUUCGAAUGCUGCUGUAAUUUCAGACACAAAAACAGUUUUUGAGAAAUUUGAGAUUUUUUCAACAUUUGAUUCCGUUUUGGUCACUCAAAAUUCUGAUAAUUUAAUUAAGCUAUUUGAUCCUUUGGUCAUUCAUUCACUAAGGCUGUUUACCAAAUCUAAUGCUGUUCUACAGACAAAGGUUCUUGACAUGUUGUGCCAAUUAUUAGAAUUUAAUAUCAAUUACAUGAAAUUAGAUGCAAAAAAGGUUUUUGUGGAUAUUGUGUUGAAGCAGAUUGAUUAUAUUGAGGAUGGAUGUGUCGUAGACAGUGAAAUUUUGGCACCAAAAGUUGUAGAAUUUUUAAUUUAUUUAACAAAAUUAAAAGAAAAGAAAAUCUUAACAAUGCCAAAAGUCAUUAACAUUAUUGACAAUAUGCUUGCAUCUGCAAAUGGAAUCACCAAGAAAAGUGGCGUGGAUGCCUUAAAAGUCCUAAUUAUUGACUUAUUCUUUCACAGUAAUAAGAUUCCUGCAAAUAGCGAACCAGAAAUUAUUGAAGCUUAUUUUAAAGACAUAAAUGCACAAAGAGAAGUCGCAAUCAGCAUGUUAAUGAAGUUUAUACAUUACAAAGAGAUCCAAACUUGUUUUGAGUGGAUUAUGAUGAAAAUUAAGGUUGUACAGUCAGACAUCCAAAUUGAUGAAAAUGAAUUGUAUCAAAACCUGGUCCAAAAUUUAAAGGAAGACUCAACUAUUGAAGGAUCAUUUAUAUCCUCUAUAGCUAAAAACAUUCUGAUAGAAAGCAAAAACUUUAAGACAAUAAUUGGACAUUACUGGAAGUUGCUAGAUUCUCAGAAUGAUUCCGCACUGGAUGUGCUGAUUUGCCUUCAAAAUAAUAUUAUUAACAUUGCUGAAGAGAUAUACUUAAUUAAUCACAUUAGGUUGCAUCACCAAAAGCAGGAAAAUGACGGAGAUGCAAUCAUCAAGUUCCUUAAAUCUCAUUUAAAUUUUAUAAAGUUUCUGAUUGGAACUGAGAAUGUCGAUGUCCUGAAAUUAAAUAAAUUCAUUAGAUUCCUGAAAUUUGACAAAUAUGCUACCUUAAAGCACCAAUUGACGGAACUGCUGGAUGUUAAAUUAGUCAUUGAGAGUUCUAGAGACAUGACUUUAAAAUCUGUUAUGUAUUUCUUCUUAUUACUGGAUAUAACAUCGAUUGACAUUGAUGAGUCACUUGGAUCUUCAACAAUUUUAAUUAACAAACCUAAAAUACUUGAUCAGUUCCAUAAAAACCUCUUCGAUGUCCGUAAAAACAUCAGCAACUGGGAAAGUAACGAAAUCAUGAAAUUCUUUAAAGACACGCCAAAAAUUGAAGUACUACUGAAUCAUGCCCAUGACUCACUGCUUAAAAGUUUACUUGAGGAUGAAGAAAUUUCAAGAAUUGUUAUACGUAAACUUACCGCCGUCAAAAUAUCGGCAAAUAGACUAAAAUUCAUUCUCGAAAAUGUGCAUGAAAGCUGCCUUAUUGAUUCCUUGAUCUUCCUGAUCUCGUUCGCAUCAAACAAUGAGUCUAAAAUACUACAAUUAGUGAUUGUUAAGAAGCUUAGUCUAAUUAAGAAUAAAAUGAUACUUAAUUCCGAUGAAAACCCUAAAAUAUCAACAGAUGAGCUUGAAAGGAUGAAGGCAAAAUUGAUUGACUUUAAGUUGGAUAGUAAAUAUAUGAUUCUAAUGGCUACAAUUAAUGAUUUAAUUAAAUUUCUGAAGAAGGAUGUAAAAGUUGAUGUCGAUUUUGCGGAACUGACCAAAAAUAUCGACGAAAAUUGGCUUUUACAGGAAGUUGAAGGAACACUGAGUUCAAAUUUUAAAAAACCUUUAAGAAUCGCCGAAGUUUUAUAUGAAAUCAAGUCAGAAUCUAAAUUAUCAGCACUAUUAAGCCACGAAAGUUUUAAUAUUGAUUUAUUUUCGACCAUAAUUCAAGUCAGCUUUAAGAAAAUGCUUAAAAACUUUCGUGUCGACUGCAUCCAAAUUAAUCCACACUUAAAUUACAUGAAGAUGCCUCCUUUAUUAAAAGCUGCUUUAAAUAGCAUUGGAAGUCUUUUAAAUGAGAACUUGGACAAUAAAAAAGUUGUAAAGGCAUCCAAAAUACUGCUGGAUCUUAUGGACUCGAUUAAAACUCUUCAUGAUACAGCAUUAAUCUAUGUUGAAGCUAAAUAUGCUGAAAAGUUCAUAACUGAGAAUAUCCUUAAACCUACAAUAAAUGAAGCAUUGCUGAAGUUCCUUCAAGUCAUGAUCAACAGGCUUAAUUUAGUAGAACAAAAGGACAUCCUUGUUAAAGCCAUUCAAUCUGUAUAUGCGAAUGAAAUAAUCAAUAUUAAGGAAGUCGAUGAUGCCUUAAUCACUUGGAUUUACAAUUUAUUGCAGUCAUCGCUGAUUAAUACAGAUUUUAUAGCUAGAUAUCAACAUCCACAACUAUUUGAUGAACUUGAAAAUGAAGAAACAAAAUCUCAAAUUGAGGUUUUUAAGCAGGCAAUAUUCAUAGCCAAAUUACAGGAAGCAUACACAGACGGUGAAUUCCGAUUGAUUUACAUUUCGUCGUAUGCUAAAUAUUUAAUAGAAUUGUCACUCGACUUGUCACGCUAUGUCCUGCGGAUAAAUAAAUUCUAUCAAUUUACAGUCACUCCAUAUGAGAUAUUAUUAAGCUAUCGAUCAGGUGACGACUUGCUGGAUAAGACAAAAUUAAAGCUCAAGCAGAUUCCAAUAGAAUAUCUUAGUGACAGUGACUUACUUGAAAGAUAUGUCAGAAGAAUUAAUCGUUAUGGAUAUACGCAGCGUCAGGAAUUCGAGGAGAUCUUUAUGACACUUUUAGUCAUGCUGAAUCAAUUUAAUGACAUGCAGGAUGCUGAAGAACAAUUUUAUAUUAAACAGCUGUGUUUGCAGACAAAUAUUGAUUUAUUAUUGACAUGCUAUCGAUAUACAUCGAAUGAUAAAAUUGGCAGUUCCAAUUUUGGACAUAUUAAUCGACAUCCUGAAAAUUGGUCGAAGAUUGAUGUCAUUGGGGUCAAAAAGCUUCAUCACAUCCAAGAGCUUUUAAGUUCAAAUUUGAAUGUCUUUUAUCAGCCAAAUUUGGAGCGAGUUGGUGGAGACAAUAACGUAAUUAUGACUGAUUCCUAUGACAUGAAUCAGUUCUCUCUAAAUUAUACUUGGAAUAUGACAAAUGAAGUUCCAUUAAAGAAGACAAGUUACCUUAUAAAGAAUCUAACUUAUAUUCAUGCUGAAAAGUUUGGAAUUGACUAUAAAAGUGCUUUACAUCUAGUCUAUGACAUUAUGACCCAGAUGAUUGAUGAGAAUUAUGUUCUAAUCCUGCCACAGCUUGCUAAAUUGAUUGAUGUACUUGACAAUAAUGAUCAGUUCCGAUGGAUUAAUAAGAAAAUGUUGGCUAUGCAUGAAUCUGUCUGUGCUUUAGACACAAUUUCUCAUCAAUAUAUUGUCUACCUACUUUGUCGAUCGUCUGCUGUUCUAGUUCCAUCUCUCAGUGAAAUUCAGCAAUUGAUUGCUAUAAUUAACAAGUAUCUUGCAUGCAAUCACAUGUUUGUAAGGAACGCGACUCUCCAUGGACUUUUGUGUCUCUUUGAAGUUUUAAAUAAAACAAAUACAACAAUUGGAGGCAUUAAUGAUGAGAUUAAGCUGCUGCGAACAGCUAUUGUGAAUUAUACGAACAAAAAUGGAAUUAUUUAUGAAUGUUCAGCUACUUCAUCAACGCCUAGACAUGAUAAGCUUGUUUGGUCGUUAAACUUUUAUGUUAUUGAAAAUACACUCAAGUUUGGCGACUGUAAUGAGCUUUUAAUUGAUACAAUUAUAUCUGCUAAUAACGUGCUGAAAAGGUCGAAUGACAUCGAUUUGUACUUUACGAUUAUUAAUGGUCUCGAACGACUUAUCAUCGUAGACACAGAGAAUCGACUAUUCAGAGAAAAGAUUGAGAAACUCUCGAUUGACUUGAUUAAAAAUGAGAACAAAAACUUUGCUUUGGGUGGCUUGAAACUUUUAGUGACCUGCAUGUACAUUGGAUCUUUAGAGCAACUUGAAAAUACAGAAAAAUCAAAUGGAAUCGUGCAAGAUGAGCCAGAAAUUGUGAUGCAAUACACAGAGAAAAUUGAUAUUUUAUUUGGAAAAAUUAGAAAUUCAACACAAGAUGAAGCUGAGGUCUUUGGAAGAGUUUUGGGGCAGAUUUUAAAAGAUUUGUUGUCGCCGAAUGAAAUUCUGACUAAAAUUAUUAAGGAACUGCUGAUUAUGAACCAGUCCAAUACGAAUACUAUCGCUAUUAUCAUUCAUCAAGUAUUCAGAACAGCAAUUGACUCAUCGUUCCUGCCACUCCUCCAAGAAUGGUUGAUAUGCUCACUACCUAAUUUCCUAAACUAUCCAAACAAUAAGAAAUCAAUUCAGUUCCUGACUCUAAUUUUCAUGUCAUCAACCUUAAAUCAGCACCUCCUUAAACUCUUCCCAAUUAUCAUCGACGACGAUAUUUCAAAUUCACAGCUUAAUCGACUAUUUAUUGUUAGUGCUAAAGACUUUUAUGGACGAUUAUCGAAUAAACAGCAAUUAGCUUUUCGUGACGCUUUUAGACUUUCUCGUAUGCAAUCGUCAACAUCGCCAACAAAAAUGUUUAAUGAAAGUUUAUUCCAAGGUUUAUUGAAAAACUUAUAAAGUAUUGAUAUUUAAUUACAGUUAUUGAUUAUAUCCUUAUAUUAUGCAAAUUAUGCGACUAUGCUUUGAACUAUACAGACGUUAUAAUAAUUUUUAAAAAUUUCUUUCACAAAUUAAAUUGUGAGAAAAUCCGUUUAAAUAAAGAAAAAGUUUAUUUUAUUAUCCUC
Molecule: messenger RNA, 8416 nt
Organism: Chironomus riparius
Lineage: Eukaryota; Metazoa; Arthropoda; Insecta; Diptera; Chironomidae
Source: the annotation of a GenBank genome assembly